AUGUCUUCUGUCAUGUCCAACAAUUCUCCCUCGACAGCAGCGACCUCGGAGUUUUACGAUGACGCCCUACACACAAACACCGUCACGCUCAAAGUGCAAUGUGGAGGCACAAGCGGAACGGUCGAGACUCAGAUCGAAGCUCUGAAUGGCCGCUUGGACCAACUUAUCAGCGGCCUGAACUCCCUCAAGGGCGACAAUAUGGUGGCAGUCUCGGCCCUAUCGUCCAACAUGAUGUAUCUCGAGAAACAGACGGAGCUCAUGGUUUCGUAUCGCGAACAGCAAGAGACCGAGAGAGCCAAUUUCGAACAGAAAUUGGUGCAUAUGGUGGAGUCCGCAGUCGAGACUCAGUUUGAAAAACAGCAGGCCCGACUGGAUCGCGUCUUUCACGACCAACUGAACUCGUUUGGAGCAGCUCUGCUGAAAGAACAACAGCAGGCACUAGGAGAACAACAGACAUUGUACUCCUCUUGCAACAAUGAAAAUAUACAAUCAGGUGAAUCCACGCCCGCUCCAAUGCUCUCGCAAAUCAUGAAUUCAGUGCAAACCGUGGCUUCUGAAACACAAAUUCUGCGAGGAGAACUGGUCAUGGAAAUGAAAAUGUACCAGCAACAGCUCCUGGAGUUGAUCCAGAACAACCUGGGUUGCUUCCUUCAACAACUUGACGGUAUAGACACUCCGGUAGUGCCUCAGAAUCCCGACCUGACCUACCGGUCUCGUUUCAGUGACGCCUCUGGCGCCUCGGGAGGGACAUUUCGACACUACCCUUCUGAACAAGAUGACCCCAUCCAUUCAUUCACUUCAUUGGAAUCUCCACACAGAUUUGAAGAUCCCAUUUCUUCACCAAGCAACUCGGCCUGCCGACCUCGUGACUCAAACAUCUCCAAUGCUCUUUUCUCCAACCCCAGAACUCCACCCCGGGUGCCCAACAAAGAAGACAAGACCGCCUCCGAUAUCUCCAUGCAGGAUGCCAGCAACGGAAACAUGUCAACCAAUGGCUUUUUAGCCUCGUCCUCUGACCUCAACAUCUGCUCCGCCGUCACUCCGUAUGAUCCCGAUAAUGGUGGCCCUUCUGAAAUCUCCGAAAUGGAGAUCUUUGUCAGAAAUAUAACAACAAGGAAAUCAGAAGGAGGCUCUUUCCAAACCACUGAACAAGAUCGCAAGUUUCUCACCAAAGUGUCACGGCUGUUCAAGCCCAAAAGGUGA
Yarrowia lipolytica CLIB122 is the source of this 1203-nucleotide messenger RNA. RefSeq lists its product as uncharacterized. The record is from RefSeq and is a predicted model, not a curated record. NCBI's taxonomy places the organism in Eukaryota, Fungi, Ascomycota, Dipodascomycetes, Dipodascales.